AAUUGAAAUUCUUAGGGCCUGUUUGGUUUCAUAGCAAUAUUUUAAAAUUGUGAUUUUGAUUUUGAAUGAUUGUAAUUUUGACCGUUUGUUGGGAACAUGUGGACCCCACAUUUCAGUAAAAUCGUUUGACCGAAAGUUAGGGUUUUACCCGGCCCCUACACAGCUUCUUCCUUCACGAGCAUGCUCUGUUCGCCAUUUCUGAGUCGGCUCCCCUCCUUCCCCCCACCCCUCUUCCUUCUUUGAUCGACAACGAAGCUGUGCAUCCGUAAAUCUCGGUACACCCGUCAGCUUCGCGUGCAAUCGUGCUCGCUCCCCCAACUGCACCCACUCCUUUCCUGUCAGUUUGAGCAGCAAACGAAUUCGGCAAAAUUCGGGCCCCUACCACUGCCAUCUCGUAAUUAAAAGGGUCGAUUGCGGUUUCACGGUUCCAUACCCAAAUCCAAGGAGGGCGGCAUCGACGUAGUUACCACAAUUAAGAGUGCUCGGUUCUAGCGCCGCAGGAAGACCCUCGACGACAUAGCAGACUACUUGCCACCGACCUACUCUGAGUUUAUAAAGCAAUUUGAAUCAAGCAGUUAUCGGUACUUCUCUGCAACUGAGAUGGCUCCCAAGGGUGAUGGCAUAGUUGAGUGGACAGACGAGCUUGAGAGUGCAUUCGUUGACAUUUUGGUCGAUAAAUUCCAAAGGACGCAUACAUCAAGUUGGAGAAUGAAGGACUGGGAACAGAUAAGUAAGGAAUUGGAAGAGAAAUUCCCAGGUGUGAUUCUUGGCGGCGACAAGGUCAAAACAAAAGCACAAAGGAUGAAGACACAAUACACACAAUUCACAGAGUUGAUUCAGCACACAGGAGUUGGUUGGGAUGGGCCGACUAACACCGUGAAAGCGAAUCCUGAUAUUUGGGACAAGUUUAUCAAGAGGAACAGUAACUUCAGGACUUUUCGGUCAAAAGGAUGCAAGCAUUAUGAGGCCUUGAAACUGAUAUACAAAACAUCGUCAGCAACAGGGGGACUACAAAUUUCGUCAACCGACCCAUCUCAUAGCCCCCGAUCCUAUGAACGCAUAGAAGAGGAAUUUCUAGCAUUACGGAACAGCCGUGGCAAAGAGCCUAUCGAUCUUGCAGAGGGAUCCGGCGACAGUAAUGAUCCAAUUGAUGAAGCUGAGGAACCUGUCGUCACAGGGUCGCGGCGACGCGUGAGAAAGAGAGGUUCAAACAACAAGUCGCAGUUGCAGGAGUUGAUCGACUUGUACAAGGAAAGUAAGGUGAAGAAGGACAAAGCGAAAAAAUCUACCCCUCCGGAAUCAAAGAAGAGCAAGUCAGUGACGAGCCCAGAGAAACCAGCACAGAACAGCAUCGGAGAAGCCAUGGUAAUCCUCAAUCAAAUGAGGGGAACAAUUUCUGUACGGGAGUAUCUGGCCGGUAUAGCACGUAUUACGGAGGAUGAACGAUGGCGACAGGCGUUUGUUUGGAUGUACGAAGAAGCUAGGCGCGAAUGGUUGCACAACCUUGUUCAUCCUUGAACAACCGACAUUUUCUCCUCAUAUGUGUUUGUUACUUUCGAUUUUUUCUGUUAUGACAUUAAC
This is a messenger RNA of Punica granatum (pomegranate), 1581 nucleotides long. The record is from RefSeq and is a predicted model, not a curated record. Lineage: Eukaryota; Viridiplantae; Streptophyta; Magnoliopsida; Myrtales; Lythraceae.